GAACCACGCGUGUCCCCGUCGGGCGCUGUCACGUGUGGGAGAUGCGCUGAGAGGAACAGCUGUGGGUCGCUGCUUGCUGCAGGGCCGCCGCCAUGAGCACGGCUGCCAGCCCUGAGCCCCCCCCGUCCCCCCCCGGACCCCGAUACUUCGAUCGCUUCCCCGAAGACGACCCCGAAUACCUGCGGGAGCGCAACAUGGCGGCCGACCUGAGGCAGGACUUCAACAUGAUGGAGCAGAAGAAGAGGGUCACCAUGAUCCUACAGAGCCCGUCUUUCAGGGAGGAGCUGGAGAGCCUCAUCCAGGAGCAGAUGAAGAAGGGCAACAACUCGUCCCACGUGUGGGCGCUGCGGCAGAUCGCAGACUUCGUGGCCACCACGUCCCCCGCCACCCUGCCCACCUCCCCCAUGGGUCUGACAGCGGUGACUCCCAUCAACGACCUCCACGGUCCGGACGCUCCAGCCCUGGCCAAGGGGGAGCGCUUGAUGCGCUGCAAAGCGAGCAGCGUGCACCGCCUGCUGGAUCUGUACGGCUGGGCGCAGCUGGGCCACGCGGCCGUCACCCUGAGGGUCAGCAAAGAACAGGAGCACUUCCUGGUGGCCCCCCAAGGUUUGGCGUGCAGUGAGGUGACCGCAGCCAGCCUGAUCAAGGUGAACGUGCUGGGCGAUGUGGUGGAGCAGGGCAGCACCGACUUUGCCCCCGAUGCUCGUGCCUUCAGCCUCCAUGCCGCCAUCUACGCCGCCCGCCCCGACGCCCGCUGCAUCGUGCGCCUGCACACCCCGGCAACGGCGGCGGUGUCAGCCAUGCGCUGCGGCGUGCUGCCCAUCUCCCGCGCUGCGCUGCUGCUGGGGGACAUCGCCUACUUCGACUUCCGUGGUGAGGUGGAGGACGAAGCCGACCGGGUUGAGCUGCAGAAGUGCCUCGGCCCCACCUGCAAGAUCUUGGUGCUGCGCAACCACGGGGUGCUGGCGCUGGGCGACACGGCUGAGGAGGCUUUCUACAGCAUCUUCCACCUGCAGGCAGCCUGCGAGGUGCAGGUGUCGGCGCUGGCGAGUGCAGGCGGUGCAGAGAACCUCAUCGUGCUGGAGCGUGCCAAGCACCGUCCCCACGAGGUGGGCUCCGUGCGCUGGGCUGGCAGCACCUUCGGCCCCAUGCAGAAGAGCCGGUUGGGCGAGCACGAAUUUGAAGCCCUGAUGAGGAUGCUGGACAACCUGGGUUACCGCACCGGUUACACCUACCGCUACCCCUUCGUGCAAGAGAAAAGCAAACCCAAAAGCGAUGUGCUCAUCCCUGCCACCGUGACGGCCUUCGUCUUCGAGGAGGAGGCGAUGCCCACGCCUGCGCUGCGGCAGCACGCACAGAAGCAGCAGAAGGAGAAGACGCGGUGGCUCAACACACCCAACACGUACCUGCGGGUCAGCGUGGCCGAGGAGCAGCAGGGAGGCCAGAAGACCAAGACGACCUGGCUGAAGGCUGACGAGGCGGAGAAGGGCAGCAGUGGCACUGCCAUCCGCAUCGAGAACCCCAACCAGUUUGUGCCCCUCUACACCGACCCUCAGGAGGUGCUGGAGAUGAGGAACAAGAUCCGUGAGCAGAACCGCCAGGACGUCAAGUCUGCAGGGCCGCAGUCCCAGCUGCUGGCCAGUGUGAUCGCCGAGACGAGCCGCAGCCCCUCCACAGAAAGCCAUUUGGGGGAUGCCGAGACCAAAAACCCAUCCCAAGAGGAGGUCCCAGCUGAGCCGGAGCCCCCGAACCCCUUCAGCCAGCUCACGGACCAGGAGCUGGAGGAGUACAAGCGGGAGGUGGAAAGGAAGAAGCUGGGGCUGCACGGAGACAAGGAGGAAGAGGAGACCCAGGCAUCCCCCCCAGAAUCACCACCGGGGUCCCCAAAAUCCCCCAACAAAAGCGCAGCCCCAGAGGGUCAGGAGGGUGACAAGAAGGUGGAGGAUGGCCAAGCUCCGGCCGAUUCCUCCGCCGAGAAGGAGCCGCCUGCGGUGGUCAAUGGGAAGGAUGAGGAGCAGAGCACGGAGGAGAGCAAAGGGGGGGACCAGACGAGCACCCCGGCCAACCCAGAGCAGGAUGCCCCCAAGGAGAAGAGCGAGACGGUGACCAGCACCCCCGUCUCCCCCGAAGGCUCACCCUCCAAAUCACCCUCCAAGAAGAAGAAGAAAUUCCGGACCCCGUCCUUCCUGAAAAAGGGCAAAAAGAAGGAAAAGAUCGAAUCUUGAGCCUCUCCCCCCUCCCCCCGUGGCUUUGGCCGAGCGUCUUUCCAGACGGAUGCGUCUGCGCCGUGCGUCUGGCCGUGGCGCAGCCAAAAACCCUGGAGGUGAACAAUCCGGGAGCCCCCGGCACGAGGCACCAAGUCCCCCCCGUCACCCGCUUCGGAGGUGGCCGCUGAGCUUACCGAGAGAUUUUGGCCCCUGUCUGCUGCUUGGGGAAAUACCCACCGCCACGUCCCCGCUCCCACCAGCGCUCCCCCGUCUCUCCCAGGCUCCCCCGUGGGCUCUGAGGUUUGUUUAUCCCACCCGCUGCUUGCAGAGCCCUCGUGCAACGCGGAGGCACAGCCCGGAUGCGCUUGGUUUUGAGAAAGAAACGGGUGUGCUGUCGUCGCUGGUUUUGGGCCUUUGACCCAAAACGUUUUGUUUCACGCUCUGCUGGAACGGCGCUGGCUUUGCCCCUGGCAUCUCUUUGCCAGGGUGAUGGGAUGGAGCCCAACACCGGAGGAUUGCUCUCCCCGAAGGAGAGCACCUGGGACUCUUUCCUUCUCGGAUCGCAAUCUUACCCCAAGGCUGUGAGCCACCUCGGUCCCCUUCUCCUGGUGCCACACUCACACGUUUGCUGCUUGGUGGAGAGCAGCAGGGUUUCUGCACCGCACCUGAGAACACAGAAGACGAGGAGCCUCGGGGCGGAGUCACGUAAAACUGAGCAAACUUCACUCACCAAGUGCUACUUUGGGAUGAACACACGCUGCCAAUUCACUUCAGUAGGAGGCACUGCCCUGGUCCCCCCACACCGCGUCGAUGAGUGCCUGUCCACGUAAAGAGCACGAGAGCCCCGAGGCCGAACCGCUGCUCAGCCCAGCUCUGGACUCCUGAGCACACGCACAGAUCCUCCCCAUCCUUCCCCCAGCCUCACCUCCCCAUGCCCAGCCAUGCAACCCAAAGGGAAGAAGAAAAAGCAGCUCUGAAGCCUGGAAAA
Tympanuchus pallidicinctus (lesser prairie-chicken) is the source of this 3195-nucleotide messenger RNA. RefSeq names its product adducin 2 (gene ADD2). The transcript is spliced from 16 exons. The record is from RefSeq and is a predicted model, not a curated record. Gene Ontology annotation, cellular component: cytoskeleton; plasma membrane; postsynaptic density. Gene Ontology annotation, molecular function: actin filament binding. Gene Ontology annotation, biological process: barbed-end actin filament capping. NCBI's taxonomy places the organism in Eukaryota, Metazoa, Chordata, Aves, Galliformes, Phasianidae. Bases 93 to 2225 code for a protein of 710 amino acids.